Messenger RNA from Serinus canaria (Common canary), 1788 nucleotides. RefSeq lists its product as uncharacterized. NCBI's taxonomy places the organism in Eukaryota, Metazoa, Chordata, Aves, Passeriformes, Fringillidae. Bases 47 to 1414 code for a protein of 455 amino acids. The transcript has 3 exons. The record is from RefSeq and is a predicted model, not a curated record.
ACAGGGAAUGCUGUGCCAGGGAUCGAUGUGACCCUGGGAACAGGGAAUGCUGUGCCAGGGAUUGGAUGUCCCGGGAGCAGGGAAUGCUGUGUCAGGGAUCGGAUGUCCCGGGAACAGGGAAUGCUGUGUCAGGGAUUGGAUGUCCCGGGAGCAGGGAAUGCUGUGUCAGGGAUCGGAUGUCCCGGGAACAGGGAAUGCUGUGUCAGGGAUCGGAUGUCCCGGGAGCAGGGAAUGCUGUGUCAGGGAUCGGAUGUCCCAGGAACAGGGAAUGCUGUGUCAGGGAUCGGAUGUCCAGGAACAGGGAAUGCUGUGUCAGGGAUCGGAUGUCCCGGGAGCAGGGAAUGCUGUGUCAGGGAUCGGAUGUCCCAGGAACAGGGAAUGCUGUGACAGGGAUCGGAUGUCCCGGGAGCAGGGAAUGCUGUGUCAGGGAUCGGAUGUCCCAGGAACAGGGAAUGCUGUGUCAGGGAUCGGAUGUCCCAGGAACAGGGAAUGCUGUGUCAGGGAUUGGAUGUCCAGGAACAGGGAAUGCUGUGCCAGGGAUCGGUGUGGCCCUGGGAACAGGGAUUGUUAUCCUGGGGAUGGCUGUAUUCCAGGAACAGGGGAUGCCCUGUGGGAAUUGGGGUGCUCUGGGAAUCUGGGAAUGCUGUGCUUGAGAUCGCUGUGUCCUGGGAAUCUGGGAAUGCCAUGCUGGGGAUUGGGGUGUCCUGGGAAUCUGGGAAUGCUGUGCCAGGGAUUGGGGUAUCCCUGUGCUCUGGGAAUGCUGUGUGGGAUUGGGGUGUCCCAGGACUCUAGGAAGGCCAGGACUGGGAAUUGUGUGCCCUCUGGGAAUGCUGGGGAUUGUGCGUCCUGGAACUCUGGGAAUGCCAUGCUGGGGAUUGGGGUGUCCUGGGGCUCUGGGAAUGCUGUGGGGGAACUGGGAUAUCCUGGGGCUCCAGGAUUGCCAUGUUGGGAUCGGGGUGUCCUGGGGCUCUGGGAAUGCCGUGCCGGGGAUCGGGGUGUUCUGGGAAUCUGGGAAUGCCGUGCUGGGGAUUGGGGUGUUCUGGGACUCUGGGAAGGGCAGGAUUGGGAAUGCUUGGGAAUUGUGUGUUCUCUGGGAAUGCUGUGUGGGAGCUGGGGUGUUCUGGGAAUCUGGGAAUGCUGUGCUGGGGAUCGGGGUGUUGUGGAAAUCUGGGAAUGCUGUGCUGGGGAUUGGGGUGUUCUGGGACUCUGGGAAGGGCAGGAUUGGGAAUGCUGGGGAUUGUGUGUUCUCUGGGAAUGCUGGGGAUUGUGUGUCCUGGAACUGUGGGAGUGCCAUGUGGGGGUUGGGCUGUCCUGGACUCUGGGAAUGCUGUGCUGGGUUUGGGGUGUCCCGGGGACUCUGGGAAUGCCGUGCUGGGGAUCGGGGUGUUCUGGGAAUCUGGGAAUGCCUUGCUGAGGAUCGGGGUGUUCUGGGAAUCUGGGAAUGCCGUGCUGGGGAUUGGGGUGUUCUGGGAAUCUGGGAAUGCCGUGCUGGGGAUCACUGCAUCCUGGAAAUCUGGGACUGUCAUGCUGAGGAUUGGGGUGUCGCAGUGCUCUGGGAAUGCUGCACUGCAGAAUUGGGGAGUCCCUGGAAAUCUGGGAAUGCUGUGCUGGGGAUUGGGGAGUCCCUGGAAAUCUGGGAAUGCUGUGCUGGGGAUCGGGGUGUCGCAGUGCUCUGGGAAUGCUGCGCUGCAGAAUUGGGGCGUCCCUGGAAUCUGGGAACGCCGUGCUGGGUAUCGCGCCGUGCCGGGACUCGGCCGCUGCCGGGACUGUGCCGUGCUGACGGCGGCA